CAUUUCCGUUCCUUGGUAAAUCUUGAUCUGUUGAAAACUGGUCAGUGUGACCUUUGGUCGAGCUAUAUCUUGCAGUCCACUAUUUUAACUGCCUUGGAUUAGCCACCCACACAAUCCAAAAAUGUUCUAUAAUCUCGAUAUUCUCAACCGUCGUGGUGGGAAAUUUGGUGUAAUAUGGCUGGUAGCAAACCAAAAACUAAGAGUUAAAGGAAACGGCUCUAAGAGAGAUCUGCGCCUCGUGCUCGACGUUCAUGUCGACCGUAUAUGCAAAGAUAUAAUUUGGCAUGUAAGAAUUGAAAAUCAAGGAAAGUUGUCGGAACAUUCGAACCCGCGAUUUUCUCUAUAUCUCUCUGCCAUGCUUACUCAUGGCGCCGUCUUAGUUCAUCAUCGCCAAGUAACCCAUGCCAUUGCUCAUUACCAACUGACUUUCCAGCAGCAAAAGAUUGAGAAGAAUUUAAAAGAAAUUAAUAUUAGCUGCAGUGCCCUAGACCUGACUGAUGUUGUUGUUGGAGCAGGAGAAAAUUUGUUAGGUGACAAAUUAACUCUGGAGGAACGGGAGUUUGGGCAUUUAGUUGAAGUUGUUGAUGCUCUUAGGAUAUCUGCAUUCCACAAUAGCCCACCACAAGGACUCCCUGAAGCUCCAUUUCUACUAAACCAAACAACCUCUGUUGAUGAAAUUGAAAAAGAUUUUGCAGAAUUCUUCAAGCUAACUUCUCAAAGUCCUUAUGGGAAUUUUGUAGCACCUGAGGAAAUCACACUGAGAGAGGAAGAAUCUGCUGUGAGAGUGUUGCCAGAGCUGAUUGAUGAAAGUUUUGGUGGUGUCCAAGAAGGUAUUGAAAAUUUCACAGAAUGGGGAAAUAAAGACUUGCCAUCAGUACUAGAACCAAUGGAAGUUGAUGAUCCGUCUGAAGCAGGGCGACCAAGUUUGCAAAGAAGCUAUUCAAAGCGGGUUCACGAUGGUUGUUCAAUGGAGGAAGAUGUUCCGAGCAAACAGAGUCGUAUUGAUCAACCAGGGGAGCCUGUUUCUGCUCUUACCUCUGCCGUAAACGAUAAAAUGGGUUUUAUUUUGGAACCACUUCAAGAUUCGCCUUUAAGGGCAGAGCGCCGCCGACGACGUCGUCGUUUGAUCAUUGAUGCUGAAACGAACAUUCCACCAGAGAUUUUCCAGUCGCAGUUAAAAAAUUACGAAAACACUCUAAGGGUUACGGAUGCGAGAAACGACUUAAUAAUCCCUCAAUAUGCCGAAUCUACCGUUAACCACAUAAUUCGACGCCCAUCAGUCUUAAAUAUGCAAAGCCCUUUAACGUGCCUCAUAACGAGAAACAUGAUAACACGGCAACUUGACAAUUCACACUUGGAUAGUUCGUUUGCAGAGGUGAUUCGUAGGGAAAACAGCACGCAGUUUGAACCGAGAGUUGCAAAUCUAUCGGAUGACGGCUCUGCUAGUCAAAUUCAUAUUCCCCCAAAGACCCCAGCAAACGAGAACAUCGAAGAAAUUCCUGUGGUGCAACCUUUAGGAAAUGUCAAUAAUACGGUCGAAAACAUUCCAAACAUAGAUGGUAACUUCGAGGAUGUCGAAAAACCGCGCGCCGGACAAUCCAGUGAUGCUUCUUUGAUCCUUUCUUUGAAUACAAGCAGCCUAACUAUCAGGGACCAUUCAGGUCUUGAAAUAUCGCGCACAUCUCCCGCGGAGCGGCAAAUAGGCAGAAAUCCCUGUAUGGAUACCCUUGUAGAGGCCUCUGUUGAAAACAGCCGUGGAACCAAAAGCUCAGCUAACGAAGAUUGGCAUCCUUCUGUUCCUUCAACCGAAAAAACUCUGGUUGACAGUGCCAAUGCCAUCGGGACUGAUCAAACAACUGCUCCGCGCCCUUUAUCAUCACUUAGUGUUAUCGCUGAGAAAGAAACCGAUUCCCCCGUCCCUGCCGAUAGAGUACUCCCGGUUCCUGAACACAUUCCUCAAACAUCAGUUGAUGAACAAGUAUUUCACGGAUCUCCUAUUAUUCCGAAGACCAUAUCUCACCGCAAAAUUUCAUAUUCCCAAGAAGUUCCUGAAGAUAACGAUUUGUUAAACAUGAUCGAUUCGUUGACUGAUCAAAUUUCGGACACCGUAACAUUUCGGGAACUUGUUCCACCCUCGAGUUAUAGCAGAAUCGAAGCAGCCAAGAUCUUCAGCCGUCUAUUGGUGCUAAAAAAAGAAAACCGAAUCGACCUGCAUCAAGAAUUGUCUGGUGUGCUGCCGUAUGAAGACAUACACAUUAAUCUGAGUAAUCGCUAGAUAUUUUAGCUAGAUGUUUACAGUAUGUUACGAUACUAUUUACCAACCGUUGGCGCGUUUUAAAGUUCAAUUUUUUAUUGUUUCUCGUUAAGUGAACAGUUCUAGAUAUCUAUAUUUUUAUGGUUUAUGACAGUGGCAAGUAUAGAUAUUUAAUUUUUCAAACAGAUGUUUAACUAUGUAGAAUCAUUUAUUUUCGAAGUAGCAUUAUUUUUUUUCCCACUCGUUUAAAUAGGAAAAGUGUAUCCUGCAAUACAAUGUCGAGUCACUUAAAGAGUAGCAAACCUGGAGAAAAAAAAUAAAAUCUCAUAAAUUGAUAA
Daphnia magna is the source of this 2592-nucleotide messenger RNA. RefSeq lists its product as uncharacterized. NCBI's taxonomy places the organism in Eukaryota, Metazoa, Arthropoda, Branchiopoda, Diplostraca, Daphniidae. The coding region runs from base 122 to 2275 and encodes 717 amino acids. Gene Ontology annotation, cellular component: cohesin complex; synaptonemal complex. The transcript is spliced from 16 exons. Gene Ontology annotation, biological process: mitotic sister chromatid cohesion; synaptonemal complex assembly; replication-born double-strand break repair via sister chromatid exchange. Gene Ontology annotation, molecular function: protein binding; chromatin binding. The record is from RefSeq and is a predicted model, not a curated record.